AUGACAAUUGAUGAUAGAGAUCCAAUUGUAUCAUGUGAGGAGUUGAUUACCGUUGUCAAUUGCGCUGAAAACAUACCAAAAAAUAUACAUCUUAUCUCAUAUACAGGUAUUGCAGAUUUAAGGGAAAUUUUUAAGGAUCAAACUACAACUAUAAAGACAAUCUUAUCGUUGCCUCAACUUGCCCAUGCAAAACAACUUGUUAAUAAUCUCAUAUUCGACAACGAAAGACUAGCACACAUAUGCCUGGACAAUGCAACCCAGAUUGAUUCUAUAAAGGAGACAAUCACUCAGAUUGAACUGAAUAACGAUAAAUUGUUAGAUCAAAUUGCACAACUACAAAACGAAUUAUCCUAUGACCGUAUCGAUAAAUAUUACAAUAAGUAUGUUAGUGAUACUCAGCAAGAGCUGGAGUGUAUGAAAAAUGAUGUAUUGGACAAAAAAAUAGGGUUUGAGAAAUAUUUAAAGGACUAUGAGAUGCUAAAAUCUCAGUUGAUAAGCCAACAGAUUCUCAAACAAAUAUAUAAUAAAUAA
Molecule: messenger RNA, 531 nt
Organism: Babesia microti strain RI
Lineage: Eukaryota; Apicomplexa; Aconoidasida; Piroplasmida; Babesiidae
Exons: 4
Coding region: 1-531 (176 amino acids)
Source: RefSeq, a predicted model, not a curated record